Molecule: messenger RNA, 693 nt
Organism: Mesorhabditis spiculigera
Lineage: Eukaryota; Metazoa; Nematoda; Chromadorea; Rhabditida; Rhabditidae
Source: the annotation of a GenBank genome assembly
AUGCAAAUCGCCGUCUACCUAUUGGCGCUCAGCCUCUCGGUCAGCCGCUUCCUUACGGUCGCCUUCCAAAGCCGAUUCUUUGACAUCACGCGCUAUUUUAAAUAUGCUCAGCCAAUUUUGGUGCUGCUCCCAUUUAUCGCCAUUUUUGCCUAUCAAUAUGCAACUAACACCUCAUGCCAUUUUCUCGUGCUCACCUAUAUGAUUGGCGUUGUCGGAGAGCAGGCCGUGAACAGCCCCGAACUUGCAGGCUUUUUGGUAUUUCAACAGAUUAUUCGCAUUUUCACGAUGGCAAUUACCUGUAUAUCAUUUGCAUUGGAUAUCGCGACUUAUUGGUUGCUUCGCAAAAGCCAGAAAAAGUUCAAGAAAACGCGCGGGGCCGAAGUUCGACUUUUACAACAGAUGCUAUUAAACCAUAUUUAUGGUCUAUCUGCUACUGUCGCGGGUGUCGCUUGCUCCUCAUUUUUCUACGAUACCUACACCUAUCGAAAGUUGCUGCUUUUUAUCCCAACCACACUUCUGCCAUUAUUUUUGAACGUAUUGGCUGGCCUGAUGUCCGUGCUUUUCCUCAGGUCAGGCAGUAAGACUCCAACUGUAGAAAAUACGCAAGAUUCGAUGGUAACCGGCGCAUUUUACUGCUGUAUAAGGCCUCGUGUUAUAAUCGUCCAACAAUCGAUUUCUCGAUCACAAAGGUCC